CAAUAUCUUGAUCAUUAUGAAAAAGCUCGAUUAGAAUUAAUUAAUAAAGGAUUUUUAAAACAAAAUAUAUUUGCAACAGUAGCACAUGUUACAUUAGCAGAAAAAACAAAAACAAAUGAAAAUGAUACAGAUACACUUAAAGAUAAAAUUAUUCAAUUUGAUUAUUUAUUAGAUGGUUUUCGAUCAGCUACAAAUGCUAUAAAUCAAUAUAUUAGUAUUGAAUUACCUAAAACACAUUUAGAUCAAGCAGUUGAUAUUGCACAACAACGUAUUAUACGAUAUAUUCAAGAUGCCAUACAAAUUGGUCAAAAAAAAAUUCCAUAUAAUAUUACCGAUAGUGUUGGAUUACACAAUUAUAUUGAACAACAAAAUAGUAUUCGUUGGGGUGAUAUAUUUAAAACUGAACGAUUUAAACCAACAUUAAAAAACGCAGCUAAAUGGCAACAUGAAGAAUUAGCAGAAAAACGUUUUGAAUGCACUAGUAAAAUAAUAAAAUAUUUUAGUGAUGAAUUUGAAUUGUACACAAACGACAUGGUUAAUGAAGAACAUUUAAUUAAAGACCAAAUGUUUAAAGAACAUGAUUUUGUUGUAUUACAAAUGAAUCGUCGUCGAGUAGAAGAUCGUGAACGUGAAUCUGUUUCAUCGAUGAUGAUGAAAGCUGUUGAUGAUACAUGUUCAUUAUUAGCAAAAUUUUUAUAUGAAACAUAUGUAUGUGAAUUGGAGAAAAGACUCAAUGAAAUAUGUACUGAACAGAAAGAUAUAUUUCGUACAACAUUAAAACAAGAAGAAUGUACAAUUGAAACACGUGCAUUAAUUCGACGAAUAGCUCGACCAAUGAUUAAUGCUACAAUUCGUUGGCCACAUGAUUUUGAAGACUGUCGAAUUGACGCUGCAAAAGAAUUAGCACGUAUAGCACCGUUAUUAGCAUUUAAAGUAUGCGAUAACGAAACACAAGCAAGCAAAACAGAUUCAACACCAAUUCUAGCCAAAUGGCUGUGCGCUUCCUUUCAAUUUUGUCCGAUUAAUACACCAGUUACAGCUGAUGUAGUACCUGAACCAAUUAAGAGUAUUCUUAAAAUAUUAAAUUAA
Molecule: messenger RNA, 1089 nt
Organism: Didymodactylos carnosus
Lineage: Eukaryota; Metazoa; Rotifera; Eurotatoria; Philodinida; Philodinidae
Source: the annotation of a GenBank genome assembly